AUGGACGACACCGAUCUCUGUACAGCCAAGAAGAAGUUCUCUAUCGGCUCCUCCUGCAUGAUAGCCUCCUUCCCUCCGCAAAUGCAUCCACCUCCUCGCACGACCUCAUCGAGCCGGAAUGUACAGGGGAUUGGCUCCGAGUUCGGCGGGCUUCUGACCUUUCAUAGAGCCGAGUUCCACAGCGUUCUUCUCCAACGACUCUCCUCCCGCUGCAAAACCUUCAAUUCCAAGCGUCUUCACCACUACGUCCAACCCCCUCAUGUUGGUGCCCCAAUACAGCCCCUCUUCCAGGACGGUUCAACCGCCACAUGCGACCUCGUCAUCGGCGCCGACGGGAUCAAGUCCAUGAUCCGUCGAAAAAUGCUCAACGAACAGGCUCAGCAAUUAGAACAAAGAGGACAGGUCAACGAAGAAGCUGACCUUCGGGGUCGAGUCGAACCGAGGUUGGUUCAUCGCACGCUUAUCCCUGCGGAUAAACUCCGACAAAUAGCGCCCCAGAAUCGAGCACUUUCCGUUCCUGCACAGGUCGGGAUCGGCUUUCAGUCUUGCGACUUGCGUUUACAGCACAUCAUGGCCAAUCCAAUAUCUCAUGGACGCUACAUCAACUUCGUCGCAUUCGAAGCGGAUUACUCAAGAGAAGGAUCACUAUACACAGACCCAUGGAUCUCGACAGUAGACUUGCGCGCGUUGUCCAGAUCGUUCAGCAAUUGGGAGCUUGACGUCCAGCAAAUUGCCAGCGCGCACGCAAUGACACCAUUUCAGGGCGCAGGAGCGGGUCAAGCUAUAGAGGCCACCUUCAUCCUCUCCUCCCUUCUCUCCCUCCCCCUAACGACACUCCGAACGCUCCCCCAAGUCCUCUCAAUCUAUUCCCGCGUCCGUGUUUCAUUCGCGAACAAGAUCGCCGAACGGUCACGGAUGAAGGGCUUGGAUUUCGCGUUGAAUGGGUAUCAUGACACAGGGAAUGGGGCGGGGAUGACGGAGUUGGGGGAGAGGAUACGCAAGAUUUUUUAG
Stereum hirsutum FP-91666 SS1 is the source of this 1011-nucleotide messenger RNA. RefSeq lists its product as uncharacterized. The transcript is spliced from 6 exons. The record is from RefSeq and is a predicted model, not a curated record. Lineage: Eukaryota; Fungi; Basidiomycota; Agaricomycetes; Russulales; Stereaceae. The coding region runs from base 1 to 1011 and encodes 336 amino acids. Gene Ontology annotation, biological process: secondary metabolite biosynthetic process.